Molecule: messenger RNA, 3093 nt
Organism: Echinostoma caproni
Lineage: Eukaryota; Metazoa; Platyhelminthes; Trematoda; Plagiorchiida; Echinostomatidae
Source: the annotation of a GenBank genome assembly
AUGCAUGUGCAUGAGAAACGCGACCACAAAGAUGUAACAAAAGAGAAACGAUUGAGAAACAUCUCGUCUCGGCAACGGACAAAAGCUGGUGGUACAGUCAAUGGAAACACACACACAGGCAUGACCGUUACUGCUACUUCCCAGUCCACAAUGGGCACGACCGGGAUAUGGACAUGGUGUGAACUGGCCGAUUCAUCCGAUGAUCACUUGUUUAGACGCGACGCAAAUCACGUGAUCCCCAAUCAAAAAUUUUCUGCACUUGGUGGACCAGCAUUGCCCGCGCAUGCAUCCUCAUCAGCAAUAACACCACCAUUGGCAAUGAAUACCACAAAACACCAGCCCGCAUUUCACUCAAUGCCCGCAUCCGCCGGGCUCGCUUCAUGGACUGCCGGAUCCACGUGGUACGGUACCACGACGAACACGUGCACGAAGACAACCACAACUCUGACAUCACCAUCCCAAUCGUCGUCAUCUUCCUCAUCCGUACCUUCUGUAUCAUCAUCCUCGUUGACCACCAGUGCAGCAGUCGACCCGGUGUCUUUCACCAACUCUCAUCCCAGGGAACCAAGUGAAGCUACGGUUAUAUCAAAUUCGUUUGAUCUGUGCCCCUCACAUUCGAAUGCCACGGACUAUACACUCGGAUCUUGUAGUGGAGCCUCGACUAGACAGAAUCUUCCAGUGGGAAUUAUUCAACCUGAUGCGUACGAUCCAUCCACACAUGGACAGUGGUCCACGUUUCACUCUCCGUCUUCCGUCCAGCUCUGUCGCAUUUCGGAACAGAGCGGAAGGAUGGAUAUUGACGGAUGCGCAAGUGAACACCUAGUUCAGUCUCCCCCCAAAGUUUCGAAUCACAUACUGGAUUCAAAGCACCAAUGGGAUAUCAAGGAUGUGAAGUUGCCCAAGGUUACCAGCUUUGAUACCUAUGACCAGUGGCCAACUGGACAUUGUCGUCGCGUCUAUCCACAAUCGUGUGAACGCGCACGACGACAUCAGAGUGGUUGGGCUAUGCGAAACACAAACAAUCACAAUCCACAAGUGCUAAAGAAAUCCUGUCUCGGCGUGUUGGAAUGCUCGGUCGGGUGUAUGGUGCAAGGAAAACCACUCAGUCUACGUCCGGCGAUUUGUGACAAGGCACGAAAAAAACAAACAAGAUCUAUUGCAUCCUCCUCCGGCGGUUUGCUCGGUGGAGAUCAGACCGGAUCGAGAGGACUCCUGUUUCCAGGACUCCCACAAGCGGCGGAACUUUUGCCGGGUCUUGUUUCUUCUGCACUUAAUGGACCAGUAAAUGCUGUCAGUGUGGAUAUGCUAUGUUUACCCACGGUCUCAUCGAAUAUGGGUCAAAAGUUGACUGGGCAAAAGCUAUCUGGCUAUUCGCAUCGAUCAGCGUUCCGAAUGGAGAAGAAGACGGGACGAUCAGUCGCGGAUAGACGAGAAAAACGGAGCACAUUAACCGGAAACAAACUCCCACGUAUAAUUGGUGCUCAGAAACCUGUGUCGGGAAUGAUCGAUUGGGAUCACACCCAGGCGCGCUCCAUGAUCGGACCUAAACGAGCCAGACGGGGAGUACGCCGAAAACUAAUUCCAGACGAUAUGGACAAUAUCCUGGUCCACGGAGACGUUAUGAGUCACAUGAUCUCACCAUUUGGGUCCAUACAAACAGCACAAACUCCCCCAUUACCGUCAAUCCAACCAAUUCAACUUUCCUCGUACUCGUGCUCCCAAAUUUGCACCACGUCGUCACAAAUUUCACCUACCGCCAGUUAUUAUCCGCCUAUUCAAGGUUCACAAUCCGAAUGGCAAUCCGGUAUCUUUUCCCAGCCUCAGUCUGCUGUAUCUCUUCAGGUGCUCCGCAUGAAUGAGGAACACACUACACUGGAAUCGAUGAGUGAAGUAAUUCCGACACACGCAACAUACGACAAUGCUCCAACAGGCUCAAUACCAUAUCAGUCCGACAGUACGAUUCCUGUUACUUCCUGUACUGUGCCAACCCUUGUAUUCGGAUCGGAUAUGCCUCACUCGACAGAAACAUCCAACUUGUUUUGCCUGUCAUUCCCCUCCAAUCAUACACCGCCUAACUUGUCUUCUUCCACUGCACCGAUCCAAAUAGACAAUGGGGCACAAAUAACCUCGGACUAUUCCAGUCUACCCGUCGGAAUGACUUACACGUCUCUGAGCCGUACUCAUUCCUCUUAUUCAUCGGAUCAUCCAAUCCGCUUGAUCGAUCAACUCUCGCCGAACAAAUGUGAAUUCAAUCCAGUGCACCAAACACCAGAUUGGUACAUGCCGACUUCGCCACCUGGCCGCACACCGAUCACUCCGGCGAGUUGUGUCGUACAUAGCUCCUUGUGGCCCACAGAUCGUUCAGAACAAACAUGCUACCCAAUCACAUUGGAAGAAUCAAGUAUUCCAACCCAUACGGAUGAGUCUGUGGACUGUUGCCAGACAGUCCCUCCCGAGCACAAUGCUGACUGUUUUAGUACGUAUCACCCUUACACCUGGCCUUCAGAACAAUCUCGUCCGGAGCAUUCGGUCAGUUCAAGCGAACCAUCUACUAUUCACUAUCCGAUAGAAAUUGCCCAGGAUCCAAAUUCCAUGGAAGUUUCACAUCUUCGAGACUGGUUAUCACAUGAUCCACAAACAGACAUUGAAUGGAAUCCUUGGUCCGGACCGGCAAACAAUUCGACGACGACGGAUGAAAUGAAUGUGAAUUUUACCGCCGGAUUUGCAUGGCCAACGAACCUAUACACAGCCGGUAUGAAUACGGACAGUCAAGUCGUAGAGAUACCGGACGGCGAAGACUGGUUCAUCACCUCCACCACCACAGGACAAACUAUCAUACCAGGGGCUGAAACUUCUCUGACUUCAUCCGCCUCUGCGAACAUCGGUGUGAUGGAAAGUCCUAAGCAAAACACAAGGAUUCCUGCGAUGGACGAGUUUCUUGUCACAAUGAAUCCGAAUCUCUCAGGUUCGAAUCCGUUGAGUGACCACGAACCGUGUUCUCGAGCAAGUUAUCUUACCAACUGUUCUGAUGGAGUUUCAAUACAAUGGACCGACACGGAUCUAGUUUCGAUCGAGCCGUGGUUAAGAGAGUAA